Molecule: messenger RNA, 780 nt
Organism: Spirometra erinaceieuropaei
Lineage: Eukaryota; Metazoa; Platyhelminthes; Cestoda; Diphyllobothriidea; Diphyllobothriidae
Source: the annotation of a GenBank genome assembly
AUGAUCGCCUGUCAGCCAAACCAGUUCGGUAUCCGCGUUGCCCACAACCCAGCAUCCUCACUACGCACAGCACUAUCUCGAAUCGAGGAUCUCCUCCCCAAAGAGCAGCAAACAAACGCAGUUUAUUGCAUUCCGUGCGCAAACUGCCCUCGCGUGUACGUUGGUCAUACAGGCCGACACCUGAGCACCCGUACUGAUGAACACAAAUUGGCUGUUCGUCGGCGAGAACCCCUGUCCCUCGUCUUCGCUCACGCACUCGCGUGCAACCACCGAUGCAAUUGGAAUGGCACUGAGGUCGUCGCCAUGACUAACACAAAACGGGCGAGAGGAUUUCUCGAGACUUGGUACUCCAAUGCUGGUGGUAUCAACCGCCAUUCUGACCUGGACGUCCAUUACGAGGGCCUACUGGUACUUGAUACGGCUGCGAUCAUGCCCGAUCUAGCCGGCCUCGAUGAUGUCACGAACUGUAUCUCUCCACGCGUCACGACCCGCGGCAGCAGAUCUGGACGGCUCAACCCAUUCCCUUCGCCAACGACGGAGACCGAAUACCGAAGAUCCAAGAACCACCUCCAUGUCUUGACGAACUGUGUGGAGCCAGGUUUUGAACUGAUCUCCUCUUCGAAGCUUCCUAUGUGGCACCGGUACCGAAUCGAGGGCAGUAACACUGAGCUUCUGAGGUGGACGACGAAGAACAUGCCCGAACCACCUCAGUCACCUUUCUUGGAUGACCUUAUUUAUCCUUGCGAUGUUGUCGCAGCGAGCGCGGACUGUCUCAUUUGA